Mycosarcoma maydis (corn smut) is the source of this 3450-nucleotide messenger RNA. RefSeq lists its product as uncharacterized. The transcript has a single exon. Gene Ontology annotation, biological process: exocytosis; Golgi to plasma membrane transport. The coding region runs from base 1 to 3450 and encodes 1149 amino acids. Gene Ontology annotation, cellular component: cytoplasm; exocyst. Gene Ontology annotation, molecular function: protein binding. Lineage: Eukaryota; Fungi; Basidiomycota; Ustilaginomycetes; Ustilaginales. The record is from RefSeq and is a predicted model, not a curated record.
AUGGAGACCACCUGGGCCCCACUCGUACCCACGACAAUGGGCUCAGGGAGGGCCAGCACGUCGACAGAUGCUGCGCGUGCCACAGCCGCCGCCACGUCGAAUCAGGUCAACGACGUGUCGCUCGAUCCGUUCUCGAUCGGUUGCUUGCCUUCCACUGUGGUGCAGCGCAUACUCAGCUUUGUCCCGGUGGCCGACCUUGCGAACUGUGCUCUAGCAGCCAGACCACUAGCGCGCUUUGUCGCCGACGAGAGGCUGUGGGCCCAGAAGCUUGCCUUUCUUCAGUACAAGCAAAUACCUGGACGUGACCUCCGUUACAAUCCAGAUCUCUCCACCGUUUCGACUUCACGAGAAACCAAAGAUGAAGCACGGCCAGAUCGAAAGAACAGCGUCAGCUCUUGUUCAGCGAAACCCGACGCGAGUAGCGCUGUGUCCAUGCCUCACAACCCAUCCACAGUUAGCAACCACGACGAUGACUUUGGUGACUUUGAAUCCGCUACCAUCACGAGUCCAGACGACGAGAGUUUCGGAGGCUUCCUCUCCUCGAAACCGACUCAGCCCGGCCAGAGUUUUUCUUCGGCUCCUGUCUUUUCGUAUCGCGCCGAGUCGAGGCUUCCUAUGCCAAGCACAGAUCCGGAUUCAGCCUACCAGACGUUUAAGCGCAUCGCCAUCUCGCUGAAACCGUUUAUCCAGAGUCUGCUGUUCGAGACGUCACCGACAACGUCGCUAGUGUUCACCGAUCCCAGCUUGUCGUCGCUCUCAUCGCAGGCGCAGAUGAUCUGCAAUGUGGCGCGCUUCACAGGUCCGCUCGUUCUCGGCUCCUUCGCCAGAACCCGCUCGACAGUUUCUGAAGAUCCACAAGCUUACUCGGAUGGCUUGGAUUCAGAAUCGAGGCUGCGCAUGUCGAUCAGCCAAGCAGCCGACUACCUCGAAGGUGUUCUCUUGUCCGCUUUCGAAGGAGCCGAUGCGAGACGCACCGAUGCAUUGCGUGCGGGGCAACGGGGUAUGGACGUCAACAAAGCGGUCGAGCGCGCCGAGCGCGACAUGAACGAACAUGCUACCUUGAUCUGGAAUCUCGCCAUCUCGACCGCCAAGUCAUUAUCGCACUCCGACUUGGUCGAUAGUAGCUCCACAGUAGCGCAAGCCGAGACGACCAACUUCUUGGCGCUUCUAGAUCGUCCCGGUCACGCAGCGGCUCUGAGCUUUCUCGACAAACGCGAUGCGCUUUUCAAGCGCACUCUGCAUAGACCCGAGUCCAACUUUGUAAGCAGCUCGACACAGACGCGUCCAGCGCUCGACUUCACCGCCAUGGACACAUUUAUGGCCGAAGUGCUUGCCAACCUCGAGACGGACGGUUCGCUUGUGGCACGCGUGUUUCCUGCAGAGCAGCAGGUGCUGCUUGCCUUUGCCAGCCGUCUCACCAACGAGGUAGUUGGCGAGUACAUCAAUGGAGUGCUGACCAGGGCUCGAUCGAUCGAUCUGCAUGUCUACCUUCAAGCGGCAGCUGCUACGUUUUUGCAGGCUCUCAAGGUGGCGGACACGUUGGAGACGAUCGAGCCGCGGCAUGUGCACUUUGUCACGCCCGCACGCUGCCGUGCGAUUGUGCUGUCCAUGUUCGAGGCGCAUCUCGACGAGUAUCUCCAGGAAGAGCGUGAUUGGGUCCGCAAUGUUAUGGUAGACAUCUGCAACGAGAGCGCAGGAGCGAGCAGAUCAACAGAUAGAUCCAAGUCGAACCGCCGUGGCACGCCAGCUCAGACGAUGGAUACGGCGUUUCUGGCCAGCAGCAAUCCAGCGCAGGUGAAGCGCAACGUGCUUAGCGGAUUCAAGGAUGUGCUGCUCAUGCCGGUCACGGUGGUCCCGCGUGCAGCCGGAGCGGUCGGAGGAGCCGUGAUCCGUACAGCAGGGACUGGACUCAGUCAGCUCAAUCCGCUAAAGUGGCAGCAGAGUUCUGCAGCGGGCGGACGUAGUGUCAGUGCAUCCAACUUGGCGCUGGGUACACCGCAACGGUCCAGCACGCCAGCGGCGGCGGGCGCGGUCGCAGCUAACAACGGAUACGUCGAUUUCAGCAAAGAGGUACUGGGCGGUCCGCAAGGUCACGUGAUAGGAGACGACGACGAUAGCGACGACGAAGAGGUGCAAGCCAGCACGGCUAAUGAGAAGAUGGACGACUUUGGUGGAUUCGCCGAUGCAAGUCUUACGACCGAAUGGAACGAAAAAGGUGCGGAUCAGCGCAACCAACGCGGCUCGGCGGGUUGCGGUGCUGAGGCGGUCGAGGUUGGAGAAUGGGGAGCCAAGGUAGGUGUGGCGAAGGAUGAGUCAGAGCGGCUACCUGUUACGACGGAGAAGCGGACGUCGGCUGGGGGGAACGAGAAGGGGUUUGAACGGCUGCAACUGCUUCUAUCGCUGGAUACGGCACUGUCGUUGAUCCAGGUGCAUCGCGAGUCGCUCAAGCGGAUGGAGGCGUUUAUGGUGUACCCUCGAGCGACGUUGCAGGGACGACGGGUUCAGGACGAGAUUGAAGAAGUGUGCCUUUCGCUGUUUCAGGUGCUGGGCGAGCAGCAUAUGGCGGCUGGCUUCUCGCGGGCAACGCACUCGAUUCAGCAGUGGAAUCCACUUUGCGACAACGAGGCGAGCGACACGGACGAGCGGGCACCAAAGUCGACGCAGGUUCUUCCGCUCGUGCAGUUUUUCGAGCUGACACACAUUGCGGAUACUAUCUCGCAGCUGUGUUCGGUGUACUUUUCACAGACGCUCGUGGGACUAGUUGGGCUAGAUGUGGAGGAUUUUUUGAACCCGGUGAUUCGCGCCAAGAAGACGUUUGAGGCGAAUCUGGACGAGUACGUUGCGUUGGGUCUAUCGGUAUCGGUGGAUUUACUGAUGAAGCGAGCCGAGUGGAUCCUGUUCAGUCAGCGCGAUCCUAUGGACUACGCAGCGAGUAGUAUAGCAGAUCUAGGCUCGCCAACACGUGCUACACGCUCGACUCUGCAAAUGCUAUCGUACCACUGUUCGCUGCUGAUCGGUGCGACCGAUCGCGAGAUCCUCGAUCUGUUCUAUACCGAAAUCGGAUCGCGCCUCUUCCAUCUGCUCUGCAAACACGUCAAGUCACUCACCAUCUCGCAAACCGGUGGGUUCCAACUCAUCUCGGACCUCAACCACAUCUCAACAUUCAUCGCACAGCUCAAAUCCAAAGACACACACCUAGCCACCCUGUACAACUCGCUCAAAACGCUCGCCAACUACUACAUCGUAGACGGCCAUCAACUCAUCGCUCUCCUGAAAAAAGACUCGUCCGCCCAGGACGGCGUCAAACCGCACCGCGUCGAUGGCUUCGUCUUUGGCCAGGAGGAGCUCUACGAGUUUCUCAAGUCACGCCAGGACUUCAGGCUGAUUGAGAAACACGUUGAUCACGAGAUCUUCGGCUUCAAGUUGAGCGAGGAUUGCAUUGUGUGCUAG